UGUUUGUUAUGGUUUGUGGCUCAAUCCUCUAAAAACUAUCUGCAGCAGCUUUUGAAAUCUUUAAAUAUCUCCCAACUAGUUGUUUUUUUCUUGCUGCGAUUUAUUCUGUCAGUCUAAGGCUUUUCUUCACAAGUUUCUACUUCAAAAUCCAGCAAUCACAAUAUCACAUUGCCAGACCCCAGAGUGGUUUCUCGCAAGUAUUUAAACCCAAAGAAUGUAUGAUUAUCACAUGGCAUCCUGUCUCUAGCGAAUUCUUUUAUCUUGAUGAAGAAGCUACAUGGCUGGGUUACUAAAAGCUAUAGGUUCUCAUACUCAUACCUCAUUAUCCCCACACCUUGAUUUCAGGCUCCUGAACAAGUCUCCAUCACUUCAUUCAUAUUAAUGAGAAUUUCUCACCACAGUCUGGUCUCCUGUAUUUGUCUCUCUUAACACGAUGGCUUCAUCUGAUGAGAAUGAUGAGGAUCUUAGAACUGCCAUAGCUUUGUCGCUGGCUGAAAGCUGCCGCUCUGAAUCGGAAAGCAGGAGAAAAAAUUUGGAGAACGCCAAGGCUGGCUCCUCCAUCAAUUCAGGUAUGGGCUUUCUAGGAUUAGACAGAAGAGCAAUGGAAGAAGAACGUCUGGCAAGGCUCAAACGCAAACCGGAAGAAUCAGUAACUGAUAUCAGACAAAGUGUUGAAACAGUACCAACUUCAAUAACUUCUAGUUCCAUCACAGGAAUUUCUUCAGAAUCUCUAAAAUAUCCGAAAGGUGUGAUAAAAAAGACCUGGGCUUUUGGACACAAACAAACAGGCAACGAGGUGAAGCUGGAAGAAGUUCUUGAGGCCCACACCUUGAGAACUGCUCUACUGUCUGCUUUUCAGUGGGACACCAACUGGGUAUUUUCAAAACUGAAAAUUCCACCAAACGGAGGGAAUACCAAAUGCAUCUUUGUCAUGCAAGGUAAAGAAGCAGCUCAGCGUGAAGCUAUGCGGAAGAAUGCUAAGGAGAUGCACAUGUUUCUUCGUCUCUGCUUUCCGCCGAUGGAAGGCCAAGUUAAUUGCAUGCAUUCAAAACUAAUGCUUCUUUUUCACCCUGAUAAACUAAGAAUCGCACUCCCAACUGCAAAUCUCGUCAGCUACGACUGGGGUGAGACUGGAGAAAUGGAGAACUGUGUCUUCAUGAUUGAUCUCCCGCGCCUCCCCAACAACUCAAAAAAUGCUCCUGAUGAUCUCACUUCCUUUGGUAAAGAACUCCUGUAUUUUCUUGAGAAGCAAGGUCUUGACGCGGAUGUCCGAGCUGGAGUCCUCAAUUUUGAUUUCAGUGAGACUGUUUCUAUGGCGUUUGUACACACUGUCGGGGGUGCAAGCUUUGAUACGGAUGCCCAGCGUACAGGACUGCCUGGUCUCAGCUCUGCAGUCCGCACCCUUCAUCUGGAAACUGAGCUUUUGGAAAUUGAUUAUGCAGCCUCCUCAAUCGGUUUCCUUAAUGAUAAUUUUCUUACAAAUGUCCACUCAGCUGCUCAAGGAAAUGAUCCAUUUACAAAAAGUGAAACUGCUGUCUCAGCCAUCCGAUCAAAUUUUUUUACCCCUGCUUCCUCUCGUAGAGAGAGCAGCAUCCCUCAACCAGUGGCUAUACGUGACUGUGUGCGAGUUUAUUUCCCUACCCAUGACACAGUGUCCUCAUCUACUGCAGGAGGAGCUGGAACGAUCUGUCUUCAGCGCAAUUGGUUCGAGUCAGGAACUUUCCCACGCUCAUGCUUCCGAGACUAUCGAUCUACGCGAGAAGGCCUUCUGAGUCACAACAAGAUACUCUGUGCGAGGGGGCAGCGUGAGGAUGUUAACACUGGAAGAGUCAAAGAUGUGGCCUGGAUAUAUGUUGGGUCGGCCAAUUUGUCUGAAUCAGCGUGGGGAAAGGUAUUUUUCAACAAGAAAAAGGGUGAGGUGAAAAUCAACUGUCGGAAUUGGGAGUGCGGUGUGGUACUUCCUGUUCCAGAGGAUGCCGUAUUAAAAUUUAGAGGUUUAAAAGGAGACAAGGCAAUUUCUGAGAACAAAAAUGAAGGGGACUUGGUGAGCAUGGAUAUUUUCAAAGAAGUGUUUGACUUACCAUUUUGUGUCCCCGGUAAGAGAUAUGGGAGUAAAAAGCCAUGGUAUUUCAGAGAACAGAUGUAGUUACAUCUGAGUCAUUGAAACUACACCCGUUAUUUUAAGUAUGCCUUGGCCCUGCUCGUAGCCAGGCCACCAAGGAGUGUUCAAACAAAGUCUUGUCCACAAGUUGCUGAUUCGUCUUUUUUCAAAAUACCAAUACACUCUGAUAAGGCCGCUUUCGGAAUUGGCUGUGGCUCUUACGGAAUUGCGUGAGCUCUGAGUCAAAGCAUCAUUGCACUGAAUGUCUGUCGGUUCGGUUGCUUGUCACCUAGAACUGAUAUACAUAGCAACAGCCAAUUUGCUUUUGCUUAAGAAACUCCAAAAGGCUGUCUAAUCUCCUUAAUGGAACUGCUUUGAUAGCAUACUUAAAAUCGAUAUGACUCCGCUAAGCCUACCUAUAAAAGGACUAACUUGUCAUGUAUUUCUUUUCUCAUUUUUUAUUAUUAGCUUGUAAUUUUUGUGAGGGGAUGAAUUAUCUACCUCCACUGUAUACAUAACUUUUUCAGAUUUAGUGCCUAGAAAAUAAAAAUUGAGUCUGAAAUGUGGUCAGUAGUUAGUUAUCGUAUAAACCUUUGAGUUCAUCUCAAGGUGGAAAAAUAGUUUUUUUGUACACUGUUUGGCCUCAUUAAGUUUUCUUUUUUAUGAAUAAAAUAUGCCAACCCAUAGGCCUUUCUCCUAAUCAAAUAAUGUUUUCACUAAAGAGUUUCUUGAUUCCCUUUUGCCGACCUUGGAGAUCGAAACAGCAUUUUUUUAGUUGGAGGUGAAUCUACAAAUGUCUUGUCCGUUUUUAUUUCCUUGUAGCUAAUCUCCAAAUGUUGAAAAAAUUGUUUAGAAAUCUCUGCAAGUCAAGUCAUGCUUAGGAGUAUGUAACUCAGGAUGUAAAUAAGAUUUGAUCUCGAAGUAGUCUGGAAUAACUCUAAAAGGGUGCGGGUGAAAGCACCUGGCAAAUCUGAGGAUGAAACACAGGAUUCUCUCCUGCCUCGUUUCCCGAGUUAUUUCACAGAAUUUUCCCUUCAAAUUUGGAAUGUUAAUACAUCAUACAAUAUUGCAGGAUUGACUUUCAGGAAUUUGUUUCAAAUAACAUUAUAUAAUCAUAAAAUUAUUAAUUGAUUGAUCAAUGAUGUAAUAUUCCUUUUACGGGAUGACCGUAGAUCCUUAGAAGAGUUAGAAGUAAGUAAAUAGCGUACAAACUUCAUUGUAUCAAAGCAGAGUUGCUAAUUUAAGUAUAAGCUUCCAAAUAGCAUGUGUAUAGAUGUAUGUAUGUAUUUUUUAGCAGAAGUUCUCAACUUUUUGCAUCGGAUCUUCAAUUCUCUGUAUUUUUCAUGAAUGAAUUUAAUACAUUUGACCAUUUGUCUAA
Messenger RNA from Bemisia tabaci, 3479 nucleotides. Its product is annotated as tyrosyl-DNA phosphodiesterase 1. Gene Ontology annotation, biological process: DNA repair. The record is from RefSeq and is a predicted model, not a curated record. Gene Ontology annotation, cellular component: nucleus. Gene Ontology annotation, molecular function: single-stranded DNA binding; 3'-tyrosyl-DNA phosphodiesterase activity; double-stranded DNA binding. NCBI's taxonomy places the organism in Eukaryota, Metazoa, Arthropoda, Insecta, Hemiptera, Aleyrodidae.